Messenger RNA from Cucurbita moschata (crookneck pumpkin), 4304 nucleotides. Its product is annotated as coatomer subunit alpha-1-like. Gene Ontology annotation, molecular function: structural molecule activity; protein binding. Gene Ontology annotation, cellular component: COPI vesicle coat. The coding region runs from base 275 to 3931 and encodes 1218 amino acids. Gene Ontology annotation, biological process: intra-Golgi vesicle-mediated transport; retrograde vesicle-mediated transport, Golgi to endoplasmic reticulum; intracellular protein transport. The transcript is spliced from 4 exons. The record is from RefSeq and is a predicted model, not a curated record. Lineage: Eukaryota; Viridiplantae; Streptophyta; Magnoliopsida; Cucurbitales; Cucurbitaceae.
UCACACUUUUAUCCCUACGUUCUAAGAAAAUUACGACUCUGGCCUGUCACCCGACUGAGGCAAGAUCCAGGAGAAGACUGCAAAGCCCUCGUUCAUCGUCAUCUCCCUUCAUUUCUACUCUAUCCAAUUCUCUCUCUAGAAAUACUCCAAAUCCAUAAACCUCUUGCUGCUGCUGAUCGUGGAUGCCGUCGCGGGCCUUUGUCGAUUUCUUACGUAUUGAUCAGAUCUGAGGUUUUGAUGCUAUCCGAUUCUGUGCAGAGUUUAUCGUUUGAAGAUGUUGACGAAGUUCGAGACCAAGAGUAAUAGAGUCAAAGGACUGAGUUUCCAUACUAAGAGGCCAUGGAUCCUUGCAAGUCUUCACAGCGGAGUGAUCCAGCUAUGGGACUAUCGGAUGGGCACACUUAUUGAUAGAUUUGAUGAGCAUGAGGGGCCUGUUCGCGGCGUUCACUUUCACAAGUCUCAGCCUCUAUUUGUUUCCGGAGGGGAUGAUUACAAGAUUAAAGUAUGGAACCAUAAGACUCAUAAGUGUCUGUUUACUCUUCUUGGACAUCUUGAUUACAUCCGUACUGUGCAAUUUCACCACGAGUGUCCGUGGAUUGUGAGUGCUAGUGAUGAUCAGACUAUUCGUUUAUGGAACUGGCAAUCACGCACUUGCAUUUCUGUGUUGACUGGCCAUAACCACUAUGUUAUGUGUGCUUCGUUCCAUCCCAAGGAAGAUCUUGUUGUGUCAGCUUCUCUUGAUCAGACAGUGCGUGUAUGGGACAUUGGUGCAUUAAGAAAGAAGACAGUAUCCCCAGCUGAUGAUGUGCUUCGGUUGAGUCAGAUGAAUUCUGAUCUCUUUGGUGGUGUUGAUGCUGUUGUUAAAUAUGUUUUGGAAGGUCAUGACCGAGGAGUUAAUUGGGCAGCUUUCCAUCCUACCUUGCCGUUAAUUGUGUCUGGUGCCGAUGAUCGUCAAGUGAAAUUGUGGCGAAUGAAUGAUACGAAGGCAUGGGAAGUGGACACACUAAGGGGGCACAUGAAUAAUGUUUCGUGUGUAAUGUUCCAUGCAAAACAAGACAUUAUUGUCUCCAAUUCAGAGGAUAAAAGUAUUCGUAUUUGGGAUGCAACGAAGCGGACUGGACUUCAGACUUUCCGUCGCGAGCAUGACCGGUUCUGGAUACUUGCUGCUCAUCCUGAGAUGAAUCUACUCGCAGCUGGUCAUGACAGUGGCAUGAUUGUUUUUAAGUUGGAGAGGGAAAGGCCUGCAUUUGCUAUUAGUGGUGAUUCUCUAUUUUAUAUAAAGGACCGUUUUCUGCGCUUCUAUGAGUUUUCAACUCAAAAAGACACCCAAGUAACCCCAAUUCGAAGGCCUGGUUCCACUAGCUUGAAUCAGAGCCCUAGGAGUCUCUCUUUUAGCCCCACAGAAAAUGCUGUUCUUAUUUGCUCGGAUCUAGAUGGGGGGUGCUAUGAACUGUACACCAUUCCUAGAGAUAGCUUUGGUAGAGGUGAUAACGUGCAAGAUGCCAAGAGAGGAACUGGAGGCUCAGCAGUAUUUGUGGCUCGGAAUAGGUUUGCUGUGCUUGAUAAAAGCAACAACCAAGUCUUAUUGAAAAAUCUUAGGAAUGAAGUUGUUAAAAAGACUCCCCUACCCAUAACCACAGAUGCAAUCUUUUAUGCUGGAACUGGUAACUUAUUGUGUAGGGCAGAGGACAAAGUAGUUAUAUACGAUCUUCAGCAGAGAAUUGUUCUUGGAGAUCUGCAAACCCCUUUCGUGAAAUAUGUUAUAUGGUCCAAUGACAUGGAAAGUGUUGCCUUACUCAGUAAACAUGCAAUUAUUAUUGCUAAUAAAAAGCUUGUACACCAGUGCACUCUUCACGAGACAAUUCGUGUAAAGAGUGGAGGAUGGGAUGAUAAUGGCGUCUUUAUUUAUACAACUUUAAACCACAUAAAAUACUGCCUUCCCAAUGGAGAUAGUGGUAUAAUCAGAACCCUUGAUGUUCCAAUAUAUAUUACAAAGGUUUCUGGCAACACACUCUUUUGCUUGGAUAGGGAUGGGAUAAAUCAGCGUUUCAUUAUUGAUGCAACAGAAUACAUAUUCAAACUCUCUCUGUUGAGGAAGAGAUUUGACCAUGUCAUGAGCAUGAUAAGGAACUCACAGCUCUGUGGGCAAGCAAUGAUUGCAUAUUUGCAACAAAAGGGGUUUCCUGAAGUUGCACUUCACUUUGUGAAGGACGAGAGAACCAGGUUCAAUUUGGCUCUUGAGAGUGGAAACAUUCAGAUUGCAGUUGCAUCUGCUACAGCAAUUGAUGAGAAAGAUCAUUGGUAUAGGCUGGGUGUGGAGGCUCUUCGCCAAGGCAAUGCAGGCAUUGUGGAAUAUGCCUACCAGAAGACAAAAAAUUUUGAUAGGUUAUCGUUUCUUUAUCUCAUAACUGGUAACACAGCAAAACUGUCCAAGAUGUUAAAGAUUGCUGAAGUUAAGAAUGACGUCAUGGGUCAAUUUCAUAAUGCUCUAUAUCUCGGUGAUGUCCGGGAGCGUGUAAAGAUCUUGGAGAGUGUUGGCCACUUACCUCUUGCUUAUAUCACCGCAUCAACCCAUGGUCUACAUGAUGUAGCUGAAAGGUUAGCUGCUGAAUUGGGAGAUAAUGUUCCAUCUUUACCUGAAGGAAAAGCAGCAUCGCUGUUAUUGCCCCCUACUCCUGUUAUGUGUGCUGGUGACUGGCCACUUCUGAGAGUGAUGAAAGGUAUAUUUGAAGGUGGGCUGGAUAAUGUGGGUGGUGGUCCUGCAGAUGAUGAUGAGGAGGUUGCAGAUGGUGAUUGGGGGGAGGAGCUGGAAGUAGUUGAUGGCGAUGGCUUACAGAAUGGGGAUGUGACAGCAAUUUUGGAGGAUGGGGAAGGUGCAGAAGAAGAUGAGGAAGAAGGGGGAUGGGACCUUGAAGAUUUGGAGCUCCCACCUGAAGCUGAUACUCCAAAAGUAUCAGUCAGUGCUCGUAGUUCGGUUUUUGUGGCCCCAACACCUGGCUUGCCUGCCAGCCAGGCUUGGAUUCAGCGGUCAUCCCUCGCUGCAGAACAUGUUGCUGCUGGUAAUUUUGAUACUGCAAUGCGGCUGCUUAACAGGCAACUAGGAAUUAAAAACUUUGCUCCUUUGAGAACCAUGUUUCUGGAUCUUCAUGCUGGAAGUCAAACCUACAUUCGCGCUCUUUCAUCUGUUCCCAUACUAACAUUGGCAGUAGAACGAGGAUACAAUGAAUCUGGUAAUGCAAAUGCAAAAGGAUCCCCUGCACUUAUUUUCAGUUUCUCUCAGUUGGAAGAGAAGCUUAAAGCUGGUUAUAAAGCCACAACAUCUGGGAAGUUUGCUGAGGCUCUUCGUCUCUUUCUCGGCAUUCUUCAUACCAUUCCUCUGAUUGUUGUCGAGUCUAGGAGGGAAGUCGAUGAGGUGAAGGAGUUGAUUAUUAUCGUCAAAGAGUAUGUUCUGGGUUCGCAAAUAGAGCUUAAGAGGAGGGAACUUAAGGACAAUCCCGCCCGUCAGAUGGAGCUUGCAGCCUAUUUUACUCACUGUAACCUUCAAAUGCCACACUUGAGACUUGCUUUAUUAAAUGCUAUGUCAGUCUGCUACAAGGCAAAGAACCUUGCCAGCGCCGCAAACUUUGCCCGGAGGCUGCUAGAAACCAAUCCCCCAGUUGAGAACCAAGCAAAGACAGCCAGGCAAGUGAUACAGGCUGCAGAGAGGAAUAUGAAAGAUUCACAUGAACUGAACUAUGAUUUUAGAAACCCUUUCGUGACCUGUGGAGCGACUUAUGUGCCAAUCUAUCGAGGACAGAAGGACGUCUCGUGCCCAUACUGUAGCUCCAGGUUUGUGCCAAGUCAGGAAGGGCAACUCUGUACCGUGUGUGAUCUUGCUGUUGUUGGGGCCGAUGCAUCUGGUUUACAUUGUUCUCCCACUCAAGUUCGAUGAUGAUCGGACAGUCACAAUCCGGUUGGAUCAUUUCUCGAUCUCCUCGACGCAUCCUUCCAACUAAGGAGCCAGACGAUUAUCUCAUAGAGUCAUUCAGACGUACUCGUGGAAGGUAAACAUUGAAAAAUACUGUGCUGUCUGCUACUUAAAAUUUCUUCUACCUAUUUUUGUUUCUUUAGUUGAUUGUGAUUCCCUGUAAUAAAGUUUUCAGAAUUUUGACGUAGAUACAUGCUAGGUGUACUGAUAGGUAAGAAUACUGGAGUCCCCUUUCGGAUUAGAUGAUUGUUACAGGUCAGGGACACAUUUUAAACGAUAAUGUAUGCAAGGCCCUCGGGUCUUUUUCGAUAUUCUAUGAAAAGCUUGUGUUGUUUUA